Molecule: messenger RNA, 794 nt
Organism: Helianthus annuus (common sunflower)
Lineage: Eukaryota; Viridiplantae; Streptophyta; Magnoliopsida; Asterales; Asteraceae
Product: miraculin
Exons: 1
Coding region: 1-621 (206 amino acids)
Molecular function (GO): endopeptidase inhibitor activity
Source: RefSeq, a predicted model, not a curated record
AUGAAAAUAAUCAUCAUAUUCUCAGUACUUGCAUUUAUCAUCUUAGCAGCCAGUUCAGCUCCUGCUCCCGUGGUGCUCGAUUUCUAUGGACAAAGCCUCCGCGCAAGGGCCAAAUACUACAUUAAAUCAGCAGAUGAUGACGAUUUGGCUGGCGGAUUCGGUCUGGUGGGGGUCCUAAACAAGUCUUGUCCAGCUGUAGUUGGACAAAUGACAGAUAAUAUGGGCCUCUGGUUAACUUUCCAUCCGGUCGACCCCAAGGAACGCGUGAUCCGUCUUUCCACAGAUGUUAACAUUAAGUUUUCAGGUUCCAACAGCUGUCAUGAGUCCAAUGUAUGGCAGUUGAAAUAUCAUAAAGCUCUGGAACAGUAUGUUGUGAUGGUGGGAGGUGUUGAAGGAAACCCGGGGCCAAAAACGGUGAAUAACUGGUUUAAGAUCGAACAAGGUAUCUAUGGCGGUUAUAGGUUGGUUUUCUGCCCGAGCGUCUGCAGCGACUGUAAGGUUAUUUGCGGGGGCAUUACUACCGGCCCGGAUGUCGAAAAUCUUGCACAACAUCAAGGGCCACCUUUGAUAUUCUCUAAUAGUACUGAUCCGUGGCCUUUCUCUUUCUACUUCAAAUAUUAAUUAUGUUAAGGGCUGAUGCUUGUUAUAACCUUUUUUGUUUGUCUGUUGUUGUUUCUUUCUGCAGUUUGUUUCUCUAUCUUUUUUGGCUGUAGCCCUCUUAGUUCCUUGCUGAGAGGGAUUUUGUUUGGUUGAAUAUAUAAAAAAGUUUCAUCUUGCCUUUCAAAAUAAAAUGU